UUCACCUCCCUCAUCCGCGCCUGCUGCUCCUCCCCCGACCUCCUCCUCCCCUCCCUCCGCCUCUUCUCCCUCAUGCGCCGCCGCCGCCUCCCCCCUCUCCCCUUCACCUUCUCCGCCCUCCUCAAGUCCGCCGCCGCCGCCCGCUCCCUCCCCGCCGGCGCCCUCCUCCACUCCCUCGCCCUCUCCCUCGGCGCCUUCCCUUCCCACCUCUUCGUCGCCAACUCCCUCCUCGCCAUGUACGUCGCCUGCUCCGACCUCCGCUCCGCCCGCAGGGUCUUCGACGAAAUGCCCCUCCGCGACCUCAUCUCCUGGACCUCCCUCGUCGUCGCCUACGCCCGGAGCGGCGACAUGGAGUCCGCCGCCGCGCUCUUCGCGAGCUCCCCCGCCAAGGAUGUUGUGGCGUGGACCGCCCUGGUCACUGGGUACGCGCACAACGCCAUGCCCGGGGAGGCACUGGACGCCUUCGUCCGCAUGCGGGAUGCGGGCGUCACCAUCGACGAGGUUGCCCUCGUCGGCGCCGUCUCUGCGUGCGCCCAGCUGGGCGCCGUGAGCCGCGCGAGAUGGGUGUGGGACAUCGCAGAAGCGAACGGGUUCGGGACGAACGUCGUGGUGGGGUCGGCGCUGGUGGACAUGUACGCCAAAUGCGGGCUUAUCGACGAUGCCCGUCAGGUGUUUGACGAGAUGCCGGAGCGGAAUGUUUACACGUACAGCUCGAUGAUCGCAGGCCUCGCUUCGCACGGUCGGGCCUAUGAGGCGAUUGCCCUGUUUCGGGAGAUGGUGGGCGCCACGAACGUGGCGCCAAAUCGGGUUACCCUCAUUGGCGUGCUCACCGCUUGUAGCCACGCUGGCAUGGUGGAGGAGGGCCGCUUCUUCUUUGCCCAGAUGAAGGACAAAUACAGAAUACCCCGAUCGGCUGAUCACUACGCGUGCAUGGUUGACCUGCUCGGCCGGGCUGGGCUUGUCGAAGAAGCCCUAGAACUCGUGAAAUCGAUGCCCAUAAAGCCUCACGGUGGCGUAUGGGGGGCAUUGCUCGGUGCUUGCAGGAUCCACAAUAAGCCUGAAAUCGCUAAGACUGCGGCCGACCGUCUCUUUAAGCUCGAACCCGAAUGCAUCGGAAGCUAUAUUCUCCUAUCGAACAUCUACGCAUCGGCCGGCAUGUGGGAUGAAGUCUCGAAAGUUAGGAAGCUGAUGAGAGGCAGGGGGUUAAAGAAGAAUCCAGCUGCAAGUUGGGUGGAAGGAAUAGACGGGCUUGUCCACGAGUUCUUUGCGGGCGAUGCGUCCCAUCCGAGGUCGCGAGAGAUAAAGAAAUUGUUGGAGGAGCUAAUGGGGAGGUUAAAGUUAGUCGGUUAUAUGCCGAUCUUGAGCUCGGUUGUUUAUGAUGUUAGUGAUGGUGAGAAGGAAAGGCUUCUUAAGGGUCAUAGUGAGAAGCUGGCAUUGGCUUUUGCCCUUUUGACAAAGAGGAAUGGUGAUGUGAUUAGGAUAACGAAGAAUCUGAGGAUCUGUGAGGAUUGCCAUUUGGUUAUGAGCCUCGUGUCGAAGGUGGAGAAGGUUGAGAUUGUGGUGAGGGAUAAUAUGAGGUUCCACCGUUUCAGGAAUGGAGAGUGCUCCUGUGCCGGGUUUUGGUGAAGGCAGGAUGGGGGAACAAUGUGAGUUCAGCAUAAUUUUGUUCUUUUUGUUCAUCAGAGUUUUUCAACUGAA
Molecule: messenger RNA, 1698 nt
Organism: Ananas comosus (pineapple)
Lineage: Eukaryota; Viridiplantae; Streptophyta; Magnoliopsida; Poales; Bromeliaceae
Product: pentatricopeptide repeat-containing protein At5g44230
Exons: 1
Biological process (GO): RNA modification
Molecular function (GO): protein binding; RNA binding; zinc ion binding
Source: RefSeq, a predicted model, not a curated record